This is a messenger RNA of Chara braunii, 2621 nucleotides long. The record is from the annotation of a GenBank genome assembly. Lineage: Eukaryota; Viridiplantae; Streptophyta; Charophyceae; Charales; Characeae.
CGUUCCCGGUAGUUCAGCUCUUUGUCGUCCAUCGCCUCGGGGACUCGGUAUUUUCUUUCCCUUCUCCUCUCCGUGGUCUCGCCGCCAUCGCGAACGUCUGUUUGCCUUUCUUUGUUCUUCUUCGUCGUAGCCAGUCAUCUUUUCGAAUACCCAACCGACCGUCCGGUUUUUUGACGUGGGAUUGGACUGCGUGCGUUUUCUCUCUUCCCCGGGCACGGGCUUUCCGCAUCUUGGCGGUAGUCUUCUUGUCGUUUUGUUUGCUGCGUUACUGUACCUGCCCGCCUGGCGAAGUGAUUGAGAGCUAGGAGAAUCAUGUCGGGGAUGGGCCUAGAUGAGCAUUCGGCGAAAUUGUACAGGAUAAGGAAGACGGUAAUGCAGAUGUUGAGAGACAGAGAGUAUUUAGUGUCAGACGCUGACCUGACGAUGACCAAGGAUGAGUUCCGAGAAAGAUUCGGUGAUCAGCCCAAGAGAGACGAUCUCAGCAUCUCCAAGCCGAAGGAGAAGGAUCCUUCGCAGCAGAUUUUGGUAUUCUUCCCGGAGGAUCCCAAGGUGGGGGUGAAGACGAUCAAGACUUAUGCGGAGCAAAUGAAGAAUGCCGGAGUCCAGAGGGCGAUCCUUGUGGUGCAGCAAAACCUGACAGCGUUCGCCAACCAAUGCCUCAGCGAAAUGUCUCCCAAGUUUCAGCUCGAAGUCUUUAAUGAAGCGGAGCUGCUGGUGAAUAUUAAAGAACAUGUCCUGGUGCCCGAGCAUAUCGUGCUAACUAAAGAGGAGACAAAGACGCUUCUGGAAAGAUAUACCGUCAAAGAAACUCAGUUGCCACGUGUGCAGCAUAGCGAUCCCCUCGCUCGAUACUUUGGCCUCGUAAGAGGACAAGUUGUGAAGAUCAUCAGGCCGAGUGAAACUGCCGGACGAUACGUGACGUAUCGAUAUGUUGUGUAGUAAGCAGAAAACUUUGGAUGAGAGGACAUCUUCUGUUUGCCGGCUUUCUUUUGCAAAAUUGGAUUUGGAACUGUGUAAUUUCUUUGCAGUUGGGUCUCCCAUUUUCCAACUGAACGCUUGGGCAAUAUUUACCAUUUGUGCAGAUUUGGUUUUCUUUCCCCUUUCAUGUUAUUAAAUAUUUAAUGGAGAACUGAGCUCUGUGAAUGGAUUAGAUAGAGGAAUCUGGCUGUGGCAUGCAGGAGGCUGUCAAGGGACUGCCACAGUUUCGGGUAGCCAACAUUUGACGACAACCCAUGGAUGGUUCCGUUGUGAGGGUUGGCGUAACCCACAGAUGAUUCCGUUGAGCUCUGUGAAGGGAUUAGAUAGUGGAAGUCGUCUGUGGCAUGCAUGAGGUUGCUAAAGGACUGCCACAGUUUUGGGCAGCCAACCAUUUGCAGACUUAGCCCACAGAUGAUCCCAUUGUGAGGGUCAGUGCAACCCACAGAUGAAUCCAUUGUAAGCCUUGUCAGCACUUCUUCGAGACAGGGAACCGGGGAGGGACAGGCAUACAGACCAAGAAAUGGAUGGACAUCGCACAGCCUCUGGCCAAGGCACCUGAUGAGGUUAUCUGAGACUUCCAAAAGAAGGUCGGGGUACUGACGGGCCACCGAGGUGUCCACGAUAAAUCUCACGUAUGGCUGUUGUGUCCUGGUCAACUGUUACAUAUUGGAGAGUUAUGUAAUAUACUUGCAACCGCACGAGCCGGACAUUUGUGAUGAGUUCCAUGGGGGGGGCGGGGAGGGGGCUGCGGAAUCGUGCAGUUUCUUUUUGUUUUGUUUUGUUUUUUUUGGGAGGGGGGACGGGGGGCCGUAUGACGGGAAGAUGGAGAAAUGGCGAGGAGAGGGGGAUAUGGAGAUGGGGAGGAUGAUGUGGAUGAGGAUGACGAUGAGGAGUAGAGAUGGGGGAGGAGAAGAGAUGGACGGAGGGAAAAGAGGAAGGGCAGAAGGAGGAGGAUGAGUGGGAGGAGGAGGAGACAUGGACGGUGAGGAAGGGGAGGACACGAGGAAGGGGAGGACACGAGGAAGGGAAGGAGAUGAGGAGGCAUGGAAGACGAGGAAGAGGACACAAGGAGGAUGAGGAAGGGCAGGAGGAGAGGACGAACAGGAGGAGGAGGACGAGUCGGAGGAGACGAAAAGGAGAAGGGAGGAGGAGACAUGGAGGACGAGGAAGGGGAGGAGGAGCUAGGUGAGGCAGCACUCAUGCAAUUGUUUUUUUCGUCCCUCUUAUAAUUUUGGUGGGUGGCCUCGAACGCACCUUUUCAACCCCCGGCCUUCUUCUUUUUUUGUUUCGGAGGGGGGUGACGGGUCGUUCCCCGCACAUGUCGUGCGCCGCGCGCACGACGUGUGCUUGCAAGUAUGUUAUGUACUCGUUAAGAAUAGCAGCGGUGCUUUAUAUGGCUUUCUAUGUCGUCUAGGAUCUGUCAUAGUCUAUAAUGACUCUAUAUGUAUGUGUGUAUUUGGCUUUCUACUUAGUCUUGGAUCUAUAAUAGUCUAUAUGUAUGUCUUCCUUGAUGCAUAUGUAACCCUUCCUCUCUAUUUUAUGCUUUUCCCCCCCUUCUUUCUCUUUUCUUAUGAACUUCAGAGACUGUCACACCACCGUCACAUCUCCUCACACUCAGCUGUCAACAAAGAGUGCACUCGUGA